Molecule: messenger RNA, 2199 nt
Organism: Purpureocillium takamizusanense
Lineage: Eukaryota; Fungi; Ascomycota; Sordariomycetes; Hypocreales; Ophiocordycipitaceae
Gene: MRE11
Product: meiotic recombination
Exons: 4
Coding region: 1-2199 (732 amino acids)
Biological process (GO): telomere maintenance; double-strand break repair via nonhomologous end joining; mitotic G2 DNA damage checkpoint signaling
Cellular component (GO): nucleus; Mre11 complex
Molecular function (GO): manganese ion binding; DNA endonuclease activity; 3'-5'-DNA exonuclease activity
Source: RefSeq, a predicted model, not a curated record
AUGACUGAGCUCACAGAGGCGGACACGAUCCGCAUCCUCGUAGCCACUGACAACCACGUUGGAUACGAGGAGCGCGAUGCCAUUCGCAAAGACGACAGCUGGCGCACCUUUGACGAGGUCUUGAAUGUCGCCCGGAAGGAAGACGUCGACAUGGUGCUCCUCGCGGGCGACCUCUUCCACGACAACAAGCCCUCACGCAAGUCGCUGUACCAGGUCAUGCGCACGCUGCGCCAAAAUUGCCUCGGCAUGAAGCCCUGCCCACUCGAGUUCCUAUCCGACGCCGCCGAGGUCUUUGAAGGUGCCUUUACGCACGUCAACUACGAAGACCCAGACAUCAACAUCUCCAUCCCCGUCUUUUCCAUCCACGGCAACCACGACGACCCCUCAGGCGAUGGCAACUUUUGCUCCCUCGACCUGUUGCAGGCGAGUGGCCUGCUUAAUUACUUUGGCCGCGUGGCUGAGGCGGACAACAUCGAGGCGAAGCCCAUUCUGCUGCAAAAGGGCGAGACGCGGCUUGCGCUCUUUGGUCUGAGCAACGUUCGCGACGAGCGCAUGUUCCGCACGUUCAGAGACCACAAGGUCAAGUGGUUCCGGCCCAACGUGCAGACGAGCGACUGGUUCAACCUGCUGGCGGUGCAUCAGAACCACCACGCCCACACGGCCACGUCGUAUCUUCCAGAGAAUGUCCUCCCGGACUGGCUCGACUUGGUCGUAUGGGGCCACGAGCAUGAAUGCCUAAUUGACCCAACAAAGAACCCCGAGACGGGCUUCCACGUCAUGCAGCCUGGUUCCUCGGUGGCAACUUCACUGGUCCCUGGCGAGGCCGUGCAGAAGCACGUGGCCAUUGUCAGUGUCACGGGAAAGGACUUCAAGGUGGACAAGAUUCCGCUUAAGACGGUGCGACCAUUUGUCACGAGAGAGCUCGUCCUUGCUCAAGACAAGCGAUUCAAGGGCUUGGACAAGAAGAAGGACAACAGACAAGAGGUUACGAGACGGCUGAUGGAGGUGGUGGAUGAGAUGAUCGAAGAGGCCAAUGCGGACUGGGAGGCGAUUCAGACGGAUGAGGAGGCGCUGGAGGAGCGUCCCCUUCCUCUAAUUCGUCUCAAGGUGGAGUAUACGGCGCCCGAGGGCGGGCAAUUCGAAUGCGAGAAUCCGCAGCGCUUCUCUAAUCGCUUCGUCGGUAAGGUGGCCAACACAAACGACGUUGUCUACUUUUACCGCAAGAAGUCGUCGCAGCGCAAGGCAACGGCAGCGACACCGGCGGACGCCCUCGAAGCCAUCACUGAUGAGGGAGACAUGAUCAAGGUUGAAUCCCUGGUGCAGGAUUUUCUGUCGGCGCAGUCUCUCAAGGUGCUCCCACAGGGCCCGUUUGGCGACGCCGUCAACCAGUUCGUGUCCAAGGACGACAAGCACGCCAUGGAGCUGUUCGUAUCGGAGCACUUGACUGGGCAGGUCAAGCAGCUACUCGGGCUCGAAUCGGACGAGGAGGACCUCAACAGCGCCAUGGAGAUUUACCGGACACGCAUCGAGCAUCAGAUGGCGAGCGCUGGAACGAGGCAGUCUCUAGGAGAGAGGAAGCGUGUGCUCCGACCCAAGCCGGACACGUGGGACAGCGACUUUGACGGCAACUGGGAGGAGGAACCAGACGCGUGGACGUACGAGGGCGUGUCGAUGGACAUGACCCCGGCCACAACGCAGGGACGGCCAGGGCGGAGGACGCAGCAGGACGUGGAGAUGCUAGAUGAGGAUGACGACGAUGAGCCGCCCGCCAAGACAACAAAACGGACAGCUGGACGGGGAACAAAGGCCACCACAGCCAAGGCGCCAGCCAAGAAGGCGCCUGCGAAGAAGCCUCCGGCUCGCGGUCGGGGUCGAAAGGCGGUGCAGAGUGACGAGGAACAAGAGGAGGAGGAGGAUGUUGUGAUGGAAUCGGAGGAGGAAGAGGCGGCGCCCCCGCCCAAGCCGGCGGCGCGGACGACGAGACGCGGGCAGAUGCAAGCACAAGCGGCGACGACGAAAGCGGCGGCCAAGCGACCGGCGAGGGGCGCGGCGGCUAAGACGAAGCAGACGAGGCUCGACUUUGGGUCGCAGCGGGGCGCGACGCAGGACAGGGCGCUAGAGAUUAGCGACGACGAGGUCUCGGACGGCGAAGACGCGUUUGAGGCGGCGCCGAUUGCGACGAGGACGCGGCGCCGAUAG